Pectinophora gossypiella (pink bollworm) is the source of this 1495-nucleotide messenger RNA. RefSeq names its product ribosome biogenesis protein NOP53. The transcript has 8 exons. Gene Ontology annotation, cellular component: nucleolus. Gene Ontology annotation, molecular function: 5S rRNA binding. Gene Ontology annotation, biological process: rRNA processing; ribosomal large subunit assembly. Bases 62 to 1453 code for a protein of 463 amino acids. NCBI's taxonomy places the organism in Eukaryota, Metazoa, Arthropoda, Insecta, Lepidoptera, Gelechiidae. The record is from RefSeq and is a predicted model, not a curated record.
UAACGCGCACCUUGCAUGGUGGUGUGGUGCAUGUGGUAGUAUUUUAGGAUAUUCGUGAGUAAUGUCUGUUGUAAAGAAAAAGAAGCAUGUGUCGAAAAAGAACAAGAAAGCAUGGCGAAAGUAUUGCGAUAUACGUGACGUUGAAGAGUUUCUAGAGGACCAGCGCUUAGAGGAAAGACUUGGAAAAUUUGAGACAAAGCCUGAUAGUGAGCUGUUUGUUGUUGACACUGAGGGGGACUCUAAAGUUAAAGAUGUAGAAGAGAAACCAUUGAAUGCUAAGCAGAAGAAGAGAAAAACGCUCCCUGCUACACCUAAGUGCUUCGAAGUCUUACUACCAACUUCCAAGGUUCCAGAUCCCAAUGCAAACCGCAACCAUGUCAACCCAGUGGGAUCCAAACGUACAGCACUCAGUAAAUUGACGAACAAACGCCGUUUUGAAAAGGGAGUGUUGCAGAAAAAAGUGGAAGUUGCUCAGAAAAACAGAAAAUUAGCUAUAGAAAAAAAGAGAAAAGCAAAACAGACCAGGCAAAAUUUUAAUUUGGAUCUUUGGGGUAAUGAUUUGCCAGAAACCAAAGGCAUUCCUGCCUCAUUAUGUGAUGAGUUCAUUUCGCCUGAAGCUCAGUUGCAUAAUGUACUGCCUGAUAGGAGACUCAGGCCAAAACCUCCACUUGCAAAGACUGUUGUGACCAGAUCAGCUGUGGAAGCACCACAUCCAGGAGUUAGCUACAAUCCUUCAUUCAAGGAACAUCAAGAAUUAUUGCAAGAAGUUGUACAACAUGAGCAGAAGAUGAUGAAACGUGAAGCCCAUUUGCACCGGGUCACUACUGGAAUGUUUAGCAAAGUCACUCAACAGCAGAAAGAAAACCAAUGGCGUGAAGAAAUGAGUGUAGGUUUACCACAGCCACAUAACCCCACAAACGAUGAACCAGAAUCAGACACGGACAACGAAUACAAGGCUGUCAACCCUCCUGUUAAGAACAAGAAAAAAGAUCAUAAAGCUAGGAGGAAACAGCGCGAGAGGCUGGAUGAACUAGAGCGCAUCAAAAGAGAAAAGAUAGAUAAAAAGAAAAUUACUGAUCUUUACAGAUUACGAAAAAUUAAAUCGUCAAUAAAGAAAAAGGAAGAGCUUAAUGAGAAACUCCGGUCUAAGCGCGUGUCCAAGAAGGCAGAAGAAGCGAAGACUUCAGUGCCUGUGCUCAACGCGCAUAAGCCGCCGCGCAAGGAACCAGAGUUCGUUGACCCUAAGCAGUUGACUGGAGAUCUGAGACACGUCUCUUCCACCACAAAUCUCCUUCGUGACCGCUACGAGUCUCUACAACGACGCGGAGCUGUGGCGGCCUCUAAACUUAUGAUGAAGAAGAAGAGGAAGCUCAAGAGCUACUUCAAGGCAGGCCACAAGGUCACAGAGCAGGAGAUAGAACGGUACACUACCCGCAGUGCCGGCAAGAAGUAAGCAUUUGUAGACACGCCUUUAAUAAAAUUCUUAACUGCAGCA